GUAGCUUCGUGCUUUCGUCCUGCUUGCUGUCUGCUCACACACAGGCACGAAGAAGAAGGAAAGAAAAACAAGAACGCAGGCAAAUGCGCUCCGUUUCUUCCUCGGCUCGUAGUCGUUUUCUGUGGCCCGAAUCGUGCGAAUGUCCUGUGGCCAACUCCCGUAGUGUCCAGCCGAGAGCGCAUACCACUACCGUGUACACCGUGGCUCCGUUGCUCCGAAGGAAUGUGGAAAAGUGUAAAUUAAUCGUGCCCAAGCUGUUUUAGCCUGUUUGUGAGAAGAGUCGGUCGUGUUCCGGUGGCGGUGUGGUGGUGGUGCGGUUUUUGCUACGACAGGAAGCAGCGGCAGUCGUGUGCAGCGUGUGCAGUGUGUGUGUGAGUAAUUGUUUUGUUCGAUCAGUGUGGGAACGGUUUGUGAGUACUGUUGCGGUGCGUGUGUGUAAUACGUGCGUUUGUAAGUUGUGUAAGCAAGAGUGUGUGUUUGUGCGUGCAUGUGCAUAUUGUUAAAGUGCGAACCCGUCCGCAAAACGACGCGAGUAAAACCCGGUUUGCCCCUAGUGUGCGAGAAGCCGCCCUUGCUGUCUCUAGUAGGGAUCUCUGUGUCUUGUUCGUUGUCUUGUGUUGUGUGCGCGCAUUUACUGGCUCUUCCGCCCGGUCAACUAUAACGCUCUACAUCCGCACGUGUGUGGCUGGGUGCGUCAAAGCAACCCAGUGGUCAAAGCAAGCGGUGCCGCCACUCUCGUCUACCGAUAAGCAGAAGCAUUGCUGUGUCGAUUACACUUUGCUCAUACACUACACACACCCUUCGAAGCGAAGUAACCAACAGGCGGGAGAGAGCAGCGCUAACAGAAACCGGAAGAUACGCACAAACCACGCUGCCCUCUUGUACGUACAAACGCAAAUCCUUUUGCAAAUCGUGUGUGUGUGUGUCUGUGGUGAAGACAAGUGAUUUCGAUCGUUCGAUCGGGUGGAGAUUCCCGUGCGAAAGCACAUAGAGAAAGAAGACACAUAUAUACACAGCGUAGUAAUGGCUGAGGCAGCAAACAACGGUGCUGGAGCGUCGGGAUCGGGCGCCAACAACAACCCGAACGCCGAAGUCGUCAUCCGUGGACAGGUGUUCGAGGUUGGCCCCCGGUACACAAAUCUGGCCUAUAUCGGCGAGGGAGCCUACGGAAUGGUGGUCUCUGCAGUGGACACCGUCACCAAGACCAAAGUUGCCAUCAAGAAAAUAUCUCCCUUCGAGCAUCAGACCUACUGUCAGCGAACAUUGCGGGAAAUCAAAAUUCUUACCAGAUUCAAACACGAAAACAUCAUAGACAUAAGAGAUAUCCUCCGGGUGCCUAGUAUAGAGCAGAUGAAAGAUGUAUAUAUUGUUCAGUGCUUAAUGGAGACUGAUCUAUACAAACUACUAAAAACACAGCGACUAAGCAAUGAUCAUAUCUGCUAUUUCCUGUAUCAAAUACUUCGUGGCCUGAAGUACAUCCACUCGGCAAACGUGCUGCACAGGGAUCUGAAGCCCAGCAAUCUGCUGCUGAAUACGACUUGUGAUUUAAAGAUUUGUGAUUUCGGUCUUGCACGCGUAGCCGAUCCCGAGCACGAUCACACCGGCUUCCUGACGGAGUACGUGGCCACCAGAUGGUACCGGGCGCCAGAAAUCAUGCUCAAUUCCAAGGGCUACACAAAAUCGAUCGACAUCUGGUCGGUCGGCUGCAUACUGGCGGAGAUGCUGAGCAACCGGCCCAUCUUCCCCGGCAAACACUAUCUCGAUCAGCUGAACCACAUCCUGGGCGUGCUGGGCUCCCCGUCCCAGGAGGAUCUGGAGUGCAUCAUCAACGAGAAGGCGCGCAGCUACCUGCAGUCGCUGCCGUACAAGCCGAAGGUCCCGUGGUCGCGCCUCUUCCCCAACGCCGACCAGAAUGCGCUCGAUCUGCUCGGCAAGAUGCUCACGUUCAAUCCGCACAAUCGCAUCUCGGUCGAGGACGCGCUGGCCCAUCCCUACCUGGAGCAGUACUACGAUCCGGCGGACGAGCCUGUGGCCGAGGAACCGUUCCGUAUCGCGAUGGAGCUGGACGAUCUGCCGAAGGAAACGCUGAAACAAUUAAUCUUCGAGGAAACGCUGCGCUUCAACCACAACGAUCCGCCAGUAUAAGCAGCCUACACUAGCCCACUCCCCACCUCCCCCCUCGACAGCUCAUGCAGACGGAACACACCAGAAGAACCACACAGUUCCAGAGCCCAUGGUUGGCCAGCAUCAGCAGUGCGUUGGAGUCAAUGGAUCCGCGACCCAUCGCAGCGCCCACUGUCUCUAGGAUAGCCUGUAUGAGUGUUUGUGUGUGUGAGUGUGUGUUUACAUGUUAGUAUCUUGUGGGGCGGAGGGGAGAUGAAAGGAUAUAUGUGGUAGUUAAUGCCAAACCUUCAAAACACAGGAGUUUCAACAGCAGCAGAGCUUUCGACAAGAUAUCUCUCCUAUGUGCAGCUAUGCA
Anopheles arabiensis is the source of this 2479-nucleotide messenger RNA. RefSeq names its product mitogen-activated protein kinase 1 (gene rl). The coding region runs from base 1024 to 2145 and encodes 373 amino acids. The record is from RefSeq and is a predicted model, not a curated record. Gene Ontology annotation, biological process: intracellular signal transduction; protein phosphorylation. The transcript has 8 exons. Gene Ontology annotation, cellular component: cytoplasm; nucleus. Gene Ontology annotation, molecular function: MAP kinase activity; ATP binding. NCBI's taxonomy places the organism in Eukaryota, Metazoa, Arthropoda, Insecta, Diptera, Culicidae.